This is a messenger RNA of Caretta caretta (loggerhead turtle), 4784 nucleotides long. It is a transcript of the gene FRMD4B, whose product is annotated as FERM domain containing 4B. Gene Ontology annotation, cellular component: bicellular tight junction; cytoskeleton; adherens junction. NCBI's taxonomy places the organism in Eukaryota, Metazoa, Chordata, Testudines, Cheloniidae. Gene Ontology annotation, biological process: establishment of epithelial cell polarity. The record is from RefSeq and is a predicted model, not a curated record.
AAGAGGAGUUUGUUUUAAGAUUUGACCCUGGCUUCUCGCAACACCCCUACCCUUUGCACUCCAUAUAAAAUGAAGCUGCUCUAACGGCAGGCAUUUAAGUGAGUACACAGAGUGAGUCAGGAAGAGAGAAUUUUGAAAGAGUAGAUCAUGGCUUCGGUAUUCAUGUGCGGAGUAGAAGACUUGCUUUUCAGUGGGAGCCGGUUUGUUUGGAACUUGACAGUAACAACUUUGAGAAGGUGGUACACACAGAGAAUGAGAGCUUGCCAUCAAGUGAUGAGAACAUGGUGCGGUCUCAGAGAAGUUUAUCAGAUGACAGAAGGCAGGCACUGCCAGGUGCAGCUCCUUGAUGACAGGAAGUUGGAACUGCUGGUUCAGCCCAAACUUUUGUCUCGGGAGUUACUGGAUCUGGUGGCAUCACAUUUCAACCUCAAAGAAAAGGAGUAUUUUGGAAUAACAUUUAUAGAUGAUACAGGCCAGAAUAUAUGGCUGCAGUUAGAUCAUAGAGUUCUGGAUCAUGACUUGCCCAAGAAACCAGGUCCAGCAACUUUGUACUUUGCAGUUAGGUUUUACAUUGAAAGCAUCUCCUUUCUGAAGGACAGAAACACAGUAGAACUCUUUUUCCUGAAUGCAAAAUCUUGUGUGCACAAGGGGCAGAUUGAGGUAGAAAGUGAGACAAUCUUCAGAUUAGCAGCCCUGAUUUUACAGGAAGCUAAAGGUGACUAUUCCAGUGACGAUAACACAAGAAAAGAUUUAAAGGCACUGCCUGCCUUCCCUACCAAGACCUUGCAGGAACACCCCUCACUCACUUACUGUGAGGACAGAGUAAUUGAACAUUAUAUAAAAAUUAAAGGUCUGACCAGAGGACAAGCUAUUGUUCAGUACAUGAAAGUGGUAGAAGCUCUGCCUACAUAUGGAGUCCAUUACUAUGGAGUAAAGGAUAAACAAGGAAUCCCGUGGUGGCUUGGCAUCAGUUAUAAAGGAAUAGGACAGUACGACUUACAAGACAAAGUCAAGCCUAGAAAAUUAUUUCAAUGGAAACAGCUGGAAAAUCUGUAUUUCCGUGAAAAGAAAUUUGCUGUGGAAGUUCACGAUCCGCACAGAAUUUCAGUGUCCAGAAGGACCUUUGGACAGAGCGGACUUGUAGUGCAAACCUGGUAUGCAAACACUUCCCUGAUCAAAUCCAUCUGGGUAAUGGCAAUCAGUCAGCACCAGUUUUACUUGGACAGAAAACAAAGCAAAGCAAAAAUUCCCUCAGCCAGAAGUUUGGAUGAUGUUGCAAUGGACCUGACUGAGAUGGGGACACAAAAGGUUUCCAAACUCGUGACUUCGGAGGCAAAGAAUCAGCUUAUUAUGGCCAGCAACGGCAGUUUAAUCUCUUCAGGGUCUCAAGAUUCUGAGGUCAGUGAAGAGCAAAAGAAGGAGAAAAUUACAGAACUAAAGAAGAAAGAAAAACUGCUGCAAGAAAAACUGCUGCAGAAAGUUGAGGAGCUGAAGAAAAUCUGCUUGCGCGAAGCGGAGCUGACUGGCAAAAUGCCACAGGAGUAUCCACUGAGUGUGGGAGAGAAACCUCCUCAGGUCAGAAGGCGUGUAGGCACAACAUUCAAAUUGGAUGAUAACCUGCUUCCCAGCGAGGAGGACCCCGCUUUGCAAAGCUUGGAGCGCAAUUUCCUCAUACAGCAAAAGAUGGUGGAAGCUGCGAAGAAACUUGCCAGUGAGCCAGACAUGUGCAAAAAUUUGAAGAAGAAAAGAAAACAAGAUUACACUGCUGCCAUGAAAAAGCUUCAAGAGAUUGAAAAUUCCAUAAAUGAAUACAGGAUCAAAUGUGGCAAAAAACCAACGCAGAAAUCAACCCUUAUUUUGCCAGAUGAUACAAUCCCAUCUGAGAGUAGCUCUUUGUCUGAUACAACAAUUUAUGACGAUGCCAAUGAUUCCCUUACAGUGGCAGGGCAGGGAACGAGUUCCGGGCAGCUGUCUCCAAGAAUCCUUCCGCCAAAGUCCCUUGGCGUAGAGAGAAUCCAUCUUAGAAAGUCCUCCAUCAACGAACAGCUCCUGGAAAACAGACAUUCUAGAUAUUUUGGUGAUGGCCACGUGCUGGAUUCUUCUGUUUAUAGUCACAGGGACCCUCUAUCAACACACGGUAGUCCUUACCGAAUUCUGGAACGACAGCCCUAUGGAGGGAGAAGCAUGCCUACAACACCAGUGCUCACACGCAAUGCCUACAGUAGCAGCCAUUUACAGCCGGAUAUUUCCCCAGAGCACUGCAUACAGCGCAGUGGGAGUCUGGAAUCCCAAACCCCUUUGCUGUCGGAGACGGCCGGUGAAAAGCCUGUGUUCUCCUUCUCAAAAUCCCAGCGAAGCAGCAGCACUGAAAUACUAGACGAUGGAUCGUCCUACACCAGCCAGUCAAGUGCAGAGUAUUCCUGCGUGACGCCUAACCCCAACCCGUAUUACACCACUCAGACGCUUGACAACCGCAUGAGAGGCCGAAGGAGGUCUAAAAAACAAAACAUUUCUGCUGCCAAUUCAGGAAGCAUGCCAAAUCUUGCCCAGAAAGACUCACGGACUGGGGUCUACCAAAAGAGUCAGGAGCAGCCUGCCUCUAGUUACUAUGUUUCUGGCUAUUCACCUUACACUGAAUGUGACGUUUAUUACAAUGGGGGAUACGUUUACGAGAAUGACACAGAGGGACAGUAUAGCGUCAACCCUUCCUAUCGCUCAUCGGUGCACUGUGGGUACGACCGUUAUCGGGAACUCAGGUCCUACCACGAAGGGGAGAUGGAAAGAGUACCACACAAUCCAUAUGCAACUUUGAGACUUCCAAGGAAGCAAGUUGCUAAAACGCAGCAUAUAACCAAAAACAUUCACAAGGCCUUAGUUGCAGAGCAUCUCCGUGGUUGGUACCAACGUGCCUCCGGUCAAAAGGACCAGGGUCAGAGUCUGCAGGCAGGCUUUGACUCUGACCGGGGAUCCCAAAGAAGUCUGGGCUUUGCAGGGCUGCAAGUACCAUGCUCUCCUAGCAGCCGGGCUUCUUCUUUCUCUUCAGCAUCUUCUGCAAACACUUCUGGAAACUGGCGGAACCAGAUUGCUCUAGGGCUUUCCGAUUACGAUACAAUGUCUCAUUCCUCUUAUACCAGCUGUUAUGGGAAUGUUUAUGGCAACCUUCCACUGCAGAGCAGAGCAUAUGCAGAGACAAGCCAGCUGGAGGAUGCUGAUGAGAACCAGUUGGAAGCUGACUUGCACAAUAACGAGCAGAGGCUAUUUUGGCAUGAGGAUUCUAAGCCUGGGACGCUUGUGUAGGCCAUCGACAGCCCUGCAUUUGCACCCUCCAUGUGCCUUGCACAGAAUGCUGUUCCUUCGGAAGAGAUCUCCUGUGGAAUUCCCCCCCACCCCACUCAAAAAUGAAAGUAUUUUGGCUUGUGGGUGAAGAUUGUGUUCAGCAUUAAGAGGGACAUGCACAAAAUUACAAAGUCUUUCCAACAAUGGCAUUUCUUUCUGAAUCCAGACAGUAGCCUAACUGAGCAAGGGCAAGCCGCCACUGAAUCUAUGAGGAGAUGCAGCACUUGGCUGAAGUAUUUAUAUUUAGCAAGCACUUUUUAGAAGACUGGAAGGUGUUGAAGGCAAACCUCAACAAAAUGUGAAAAGGUGACUUAUGGAGAAAACAGGAAUUUUAGGAGUACAGUUCAGAUGGCUGAAAGAAGAAGAAAUAAAAAUGUCUUCUGCCGUCACUUAUGAUGACCAAGAAGGACUUCAUAAGCUGAUGAAGGAUACUGUGUGUGUGUGUGAAUGAGGCAAAGAUUGACUCAGUCAGUAUUGGAACAUUACUUGAAGGAAGGCUGGAUUUUUUAAUGGAGGUUUGAAUGAGCUAAAAAAAUUUUUUUGCGGGGGGGGUGGGGGAGUGUUAUUAAGAGUGUUUGUACACACCACAAAAUGGAUUCUGGAAAGAAAGGCAAUUUACUAUUGUAACAUAUAAUGUAAAACUAACCCUAGAAGGCUGUGGAUUUUGGAAAUAGAAGGAACAGUUGUACUGUUUCCAUGAUAAAAUGUAAUUAAUAUCCUCACUUUUAAAUGAAUUUUCCAUCGUACAAUUUCAUUGUGCAGAUGGGCAUGCAAAGAGCCAUGUUGAAUGCACAGUGAUCUCUUAAUUAGAUAGCUAUUACAUUUUGCUCUGCCAGACUGAUGGAAAAUCGGAGGUGGAAUGCUCUAGUUAUCACAUGUGGAGCAAUUUUACUGAACUGGCCAGUAUUCUAAGGUGGAUGCAAAAAAUAAAUAAAUAAAAAGACCAAGACGGUGCCUUAAAAUUGAGGGCAUUAGAAUUGUAGAACGUCAUCUGAAACGCCAGGUGCACUACUAAGUCACUAAGUGACAAAACAGCAUUUUCACAAAAUCAUUUACAUUGUUUUUGAAAAAUCAACAGCAGUUUUGAUCUAGGAGGGAUAAGCCUACCUCAUAUCAUCCAUCUGUAGAAACCAAUUAGUGUGGACUAACUUGUGUAGUUUACAAAAAUAAAUAUAUAUUUGCAUACUGUAAAAUAAUUCUUGUUUCUCAUCUGUACUGUGCUUCAGGACUCCAUAAAAUGGUGCUCUUUUUUUUUCUUUUAUACAGAGGAUUAGUUAGUCCUUGUUCAUAUUGUGAAUAGCAAAGUUUCUGAUCAACUUUUUUGAACAUUUUUUUACAGUAUUCCAAAGCAUGUAAUAUAGACCGAAAGACAAAUUUCUUAAGCUGGUCCUCAGUCAUUUGUAUUAUUAGAGUUGAGGUUUGGAAUAAACAAAACAAUAAAAAAAUAA